Molecule: messenger RNA, 1127 nt
Organism: Metopolophium dirhodum (rose-grain aphid)
Lineage: Eukaryota; Metazoa; Arthropoda; Insecta; Hemiptera; Aphididae
Product: prisilkin-39-like
Exons: 3
Coding region: 202-855 (217 amino acids)
Source: RefSeq, a predicted model, not a curated record
CGUUGUCGAAUCAUUCGUUUCGCCUCCCUCGGUCCUGCAAGUGGUCCAAACCGUAAAAAUUAUAAUCGUUUUUAGCAGUAUUACACUGAGAUACACCUACACGUCUUUUUUCCGCGUCCAAUUGUUGCAGACGAGAUAAACGCGAACGACUUGAUACUAUAUCAUAUCAUCGACGACUAAUCGGCAGUCACCUCGUAAAAAAUGGCAUCUUGCAAGUUGAUGUUUUGUUUUGCCGCACUGCUCCUCAUUGUGUCGGUCUUCGCCGAAAAGGAUGCACCGAAAACGGCCGCCGAAAACGAGAGGGUGAAGAAAGCUGCAGUAAUCCCACCACCUGCUUCAGUUGCGGCCGCUUACGGAUACUACGGCACUCCAUACGGCAGCCCUUACAACACCUUAUACGGCAGCCCUUACGGUCAAGCUUACGGCCAAGGUUACGGUCAAGCUUACGGUUACCCGUACGGAUCGCACUUGCAGGGAAAGUACGACGAUGGCAAGUACCAUCAUCACGCGGCUAAGUACGACGAUGGCAAGUACCACCAUCACGCGGCCAAGUACGACGACGGCAAGUACCACGCUGGAAAGUACGGCAAGGCGACGGUGGCCACAGCACUGUACAGCAAGCCGUAUUCAACCGGACACGACGCGUACAACUACGGUUACAACGGUUACAACGGCUACAACGGCUACAACGGUUACACUGGGUAUAACGGUUACAGCAAAGGUUAUGACGGUUACACCGGUUACAACAACGGAUACAACUACGGUUACAGUGGUGGAUAUCCGUACGCCCAAUAUCCAUACAACCUGCACCAAUACUACAAUCACCAACACGCGUCGUACCCGUACGUCUACUAGGCCGACCUCUCCAUCCGGACGAUUUGAUUCGACAGAUUUUUUUCUUCGGUCCCACAAAACACUAUUGCAGUUACCACGGAUAAUACUAAUAAUAUUGUACUCUUAUGACCAUGAUCGUUAUAACGAUUUUUCUGUAUACGAUUUUCCUUAUAAAUGUAUAAUAGAGUUUAUUUUAAUAUAAUUAUAAUAAUAUACUUAACGGUAAUAUUACGUCAAAACUUGGAUUAUGUAUUCCGUCAGAUUUUAACGCGAAUAAACAUUUUGGACAUUAA